Messenger RNA from Peronospora matthiolae, 735 nucleotides. The record is from the annotation of a GenBank genome assembly. Lineage: Eukaryota; Oomycota; Peronosporomycetes; Peronosporales; Peronosporaceae.
AUGAACUCGAUCAGGGUUGUGCUAGCUGUGGUGGUGACAAAGGGAUACGUCACUGAGCAGCUGGACGUAGACACGGCGUUCUUGAACAGUGAUCUCAAGGAAGAGGUGUACAUGGAAGUGCCAAAUGGCAUAGCUAAUGCGGAGAAGAUGAUGUGCAAGUUGGACAAGGCAAUCUACGGUCUCAAGCAGGCUGCAAGUGCGUGGAACAAGACAAUCCAUGCUGUAUUCUUACAGAUCGGAUUUCGUAGCAGCGGAGCAGAUCAGUGUAUCUACGUCAAGCAUCAAGAUGACAACUAUGUCUAUGUUUGUCUCUACGUCGACGACAUGAUCAUCGCCGCCAAGACCAGCAGGGAGAUUCAAGAGGUCAAGACAGCACUCAAGAGAUCAUUUCGUAUGAAGGAACUAGACAAGGCUAAAUUUAUUCUUGGCGUGGAGAUUGAUCAUGACCACAACUGCAGUAAGCUGAUGAUUCGACAGACUCGAUACAUCGAUGGUGUGGCCAGCCGUUUUAAUCAAGAGGACGCAAAGGCAGUGGUCAACCCAUGCGAGUCCGGCCUGAAGCUGUCAAAGAAGCAAUCCCCAACGACGGAUGUCGAUAGAGCAGAAAUGCAGUCAAAGCCGUACAGGUCGCUGAUCGGAUGUUUGCUAUACAUCACGACAUGUACGCGCCCAGAUGUGAUGUAUGUCAUCACGCAGUUAUCAAGGUUUUUGGAGAAUCCAGGUCAGCAACAUUAG